ACGCAUUUCUUAAUAUUUUAGACUAAUAGUUCGACUUUUGUUAGUGUGCUAAAAAGUAAAAGUGGAAAGUUGUUUUCCCUGCUCAAUUUGUGAUAAAGAGUUUAUAACAAAAAGUGAAGUACAGAAGAAGGCUAUUAUAAAUCUUUCAUAGGGGGAGAUGAAGAAGCAGUUGUAUCGUGUUAAGCAGCUUGCUGAUCAGAGAGUAGGCAGAGCAGAGAAAACUGAUCUACUGACCGAAGAUUUACAACACGUAGAAAAAUCUUUGGAAAAAAUCAAAAUUGCUUGUUCAUCCACAGGCAGAAAACUUGCAUCAUGUAUGUUGAGCAGUGGGCCUGAUGCUGAGCGAAGAAAGAAAAAACUGAACCAGUUUCAGUUUGGUCAAAGUAUGUUAGAAUGUGGUCAAAUGCUCGGAGAUAUGUCCAUUUUAGGCUCUGUCCUGAUGUCAGCUGGUGAAACGCAGUCUGUGAUAUCUGCAGAGUUAGCUACUUAUGAAACAGAAAUCGAUGAAACUGUUUUAGCACCACUUCAGAAGUUAAUAGAGGUUGACAUUCCUAAUAUUCAACUUACAAAAAAGAAAUUGUCAAAAACUAGAUUAGACAUGGAUGCUUGCAGAACCAGAUGGUUAAAUGCAGUGAAAGUGUCACAAACUAGUGGUGGCAACAAGGUGGAUGCUGUUGCAAAAGCUGAAUUAUUAAAAGGAGACCUUGAAGAUCAAACAGCCCUCUUUCAACAAAUACAGGAUAAUUUAGCUACUGAGAUGUUUACUUUUGUAGCUGGUGAAAGAACUUAUGCUCAGUGGUUCAUGAAAUUAAUGAAAGCGCAAAUGAGAUACCAUGAAGCAUCGUUGGAGGUAAUAAAAAAACAUUUACCCAUUGCACAAGUGCAGUUAGAUAGCUCAAUGUUUCGUCCAAUGUUUGGUUGUCCAUUAUUAGAUCAUCUUUGUAGUACUGGCCGACAAAUUGCUCAUGUAAUUGAAGAAUGUGUUUUGUAUUUAUUAGAGUCAUCUAUGGAUGUUGAGGGACUAUUUAGGCUUGCUGGAAGUUCCACAAAAAUAAAGAAAUUAAAAGCCGCAUUUGAUGCUGGUGUUGUGGAAAUGGAAGACUUUACAAACGAAGUGCAUGCAGUGACAGGUGUGCUAAAGUUGUAUUUACGAGAGUUACCUGAUCCUCUACUUACUUUUGAGCUAUUUGAAGAAUGGAUUGUGGCUAGCAAAAUAAAAGAUCGUGAUCAGAAACUACAGACUUAUUGGAGUUUAGUAGAGAAACUACCUGGUGUCAACAAAGAAAAUUUAAAAUAUUUAAUAUGUUUUUUGUCGAAGUUGGCAGAGAAUUCUGAAGAAAAUAAAAUGAGUGCUGGUAAUAUUGCUAUUGUUAUAGCGCCCAACCUUUUGUGGAGUGCAGAUGAUGGAGGUGUAUCAAUUACCAAUACUGGCAAUGUAUCCAACAUAGUGGAAUCGCUGAUUGAACAUUGUGAAUGGUUUUUUCCUGGAGGUUGCAAGUUUGUUCGUCAUCAGCUAUCGGAAGAUAAACUUGAUGCCAUUAGUAGUCGGUUCAUUACAAAAGAUACAGAAUCUCCAGGAUCUCCGGAAAUGCCGAUCAUGGGAGUUGGCAGUCUUUUUAGUGAAGUAUCUAAAAAGCUUGGUUGGAAGGAAGGUUCUUCAGAAGUCAGUAAUGUGAAUAGUGCUUCAGUACAAGGUUACUACAACCCUUUGGCGGCACAAUAUGAUCCUGACCUUGAUACAACCGAGGAUUUGCCCUCCUUAUCUAAGAAACCUACCACUACACCACAGAUUGAUACAACUCCUGAGAACAGUAAAAGCCAGACUCCAUCUACGCCAUCCAUGGGUGAAGAAGUUCCGUCAGUUUCCAGUCAUCAGAGGACAAAUUCGAGAGACAUACCUCGUAGACCGGCACCACCAGUACCAAAACAUCCACCAAGAUCUACUCCACACAACAUACCGCCCGGCUCACCAAUAAGAAAAGGCACAGACUUUUCAAAGCCAAAACUUUCUGCUCUUGCGGAAGCGCAUAAAGUAAAUAAGUCGGGAGACCAGCUAGGUCAUCAAGCGUCGCUAAGAUAACGUUGCUAGGGGGACCGUUAAAUAAUUUUUCGCUGUAUCGGUGAUUACAGAAGAAUUUUACAUUAAAUAAAAAUGAGCGAGUUCGAAUAACUUCUAGCAGGAUUUUGGUUAUCUUUGAUAUUAUUCGAUUUUAUUCUUAGCAACCAUUAGGCAACUUUUCUAUCAAUUUGGAGUUAGUUUUUAUCAACUGAAGUGCCAGCUCAAAAUUAAAGAUAUAAAAAACAAACGUGAUAAAAGAAAUUCUAGGCUUGCUAGAUUGCCAGAUUCUUUUUUUAUAACAUUACCUUUUGAUUCAAUUUUGACACGUCUACUGGAAAAUUCUUAUUUUAGACGAAAAUCUCACCUUCCCCCCCCCCCCUCUUCCUCCUCUUUUUUUUAUGUAAAUUCAAGGCGCACAGAUCAUUGGUAUUUAACAAAGCAGAUUUCUAAUUUAAUAAAGCUUACAUAAAUUUUUCUUUAAUGAAAAUAUUUGCUAACUUUAUAAAUUUAUUUUUCUUGUAUAUCAAAAUAUUUUUUAGAAGUUCAGUUGGCAGUAACCCUUUUUUAGCUGUCCAAACAAUUGUAUUUUACUUCGUGUUUUAUGUAUAUGAGUUCUUUACUUCUCUAGAAAAUAUGGACCUUAAGAUGUA
Hydractinia symbiolongicarpus is the source of this 2709-nucleotide messenger RNA. RefSeq names its product rho GTPase-activating protein 44-like. NCBI's taxonomy places the organism in Eukaryota, Metazoa, Cnidaria, Hydrozoa, Anthoathecata, Hydractiniidae. The coding region runs from base 158 to 2080 and encodes 640 amino acids. Gene Ontology annotation, cellular component: intracellular anatomical structure; cytoplasm. The record is from RefSeq and is a predicted model, not a curated record. Gene Ontology annotation, molecular function: GTPase activator activity; protein binding. Gene Ontology annotation, biological process: regulation of actin cytoskeleton organization; regulation of Rac protein signal transduction; positive regulation of GTPase activity. The transcript has 19 exons.